Molecule: messenger RNA, 3738 nt
Organism: Diatraea saccharalis (sugarcane borer)
Lineage: Eukaryota; Metazoa; Arthropoda; Insecta; Lepidoptera; Crambidae
Source: the annotation of a GenBank genome assembly
AUGUUAACUUACCGGGGCUUUUCUAUUAAAUCUUCGUCUUUAGAAAGACCUAUCCUUUUAGACGAUGAUAAGGCUGCGGAUAACAAAAAUGCUCCACUUCAUUACAAUAUUGCUUUUCCUGUGGUUAGAAUCGAAUUGAACAGGGAGAGAAUUGGCCAUGACCUACCAAGCGGGUCCAGUACGGAAUGGUGGGUGUUAACGACUGUAGAUACCGCCAGGAUCGUGUUUCCGAACGGACGAGAACGGUUCAAUAACGGAGACUAUACCAGACCGGCCGGUGGAGAUCAAGAACUUCCCGAAACUGUGCGAGCAACGGCGCAAGUUUCCGGUGCUUUACAAACUAGAAUUCCAGACGAUUACAACAGAGUGGUGCUAGAAACAGUGGACCGGGAGCCAGACUCCGAUUAUAUUAAUGCUUCCUAUAUAGAUAGUGUUUUAAAACCCAAUGCCUACAUAGUGACACAAGGCCCUACUGAAGACACAGUGGUUAGUUUCUGGAGAAUGAUCUGGCAAGAAAGAGCAGCUGCCAUAGUCAUGCUCACCAAAACUUUUGACUUUAUCAAGGUGAUGUGUGUUCAGUAUUGGCCUCCCAAUAAAGAAAAGGAUGAAUCUUACGGUGACAUCAGCGUUGGAAUUGUACAGGAAGAGGAACUAGCCAAUUUCCACAUACGAACCUUUAGACUUUACAAAUCAGAGAAAGACGUUGUGGUGGAAGAAAGAUUCAUUCUACAGUUCCAUUACACCCAAUGGCAUUCGCACACGUGUCCGUUCAGUAAUGCAUUGCUAGAGUUUAGAAGGCGAGUACGAGCAGUGGUCGGUCGGAGGUUAGCGACCAAUCCUGCUUCCGGACCCAUGGUCGUGCAUUGCAAUGAUGGCGGAGGCCGAUCAGGAGUGUACUUAGCAAUUGACGCAAACCUAGAGUUGGCGGAAGAAGAAGACUGCUUUGAUGUUUUCGGAUAUUUGAAAAAACUCAGACAAUCUAGAAAGGGCCUUAUAGAAAACGAAGAACAAUACAAAUUCGUUUACGACACGUUAGAGGAACACGUUGUUUGCGGAAUAUCCUGGUUCCCCGUUUCGGAACUAUCUCAAAGACUGAAGCAGAAAUCUCAAAAGGACCCCGUUUCUAAACUUAACGAGUAUCAAAAGGAAUACCAACAGAUUUGCAAGCAAACUCCGAGGUUUACCAUCGGUGACUGUGCUGGAGGACAUAGAGGCGACAAUAGGGAGAAGAACAGAGAUGUUCUAGUCGUUCCACCUGAUAAUUUUCGACCAUAUUUGACAUCUUUCCAAGGCAAUAGUUUCACUGAUUAUAUAAAUGCUGUCUUUGUAGAUGGCUAUACAAAGCCUCGAGAGUAUAUUGUAACAGAGUGGCCUUUGUUAAGAACACAAGGAGAGUUCUGGUCGUUAGUUUACGACUACGAAUGUGCAGCUGUAGUCGUAUUAUGUGUUCCUCCUAAGAACUCUCAACAAUAUCCUCCUUUCUGGCCUGAGGGUCGGCAUUCAAAGAAAUAUGGACCUGUUUUCACGAUAGAUCACGUCUCCCACAACCACUAUACAAACAUAAAGACAUGGAUAUUCAGGAUCAACAAAAAGAUUGUGUCAUUAACGGAACUGAUGGCUGGCGUGAAAGCGCCGCCGAAGACUGUUCAGCUAUUCCAAUUGACGUGUUGGCCUAUGGGCCAUAAAGUGCCGUCCUCGACCAACUCCCUGGUGGAACUGAUGAACAUGGUGGAGAGAUGGCGGCAACGCACCGACUACGGACCUGUCUGCGUUGUGUCACCGGACGGACGAAGUCGUGCUGGUGUUUACUGCGCGGCGAAUGCGUGUAUCGAACAAGUGAUACAACACGGAGAAGUCGAUGUAUUUCAAGCCGUGAAAACCGUACGACGACAUCGACCUCAACUUGUCGAAAACAUGGACGAGCUCUGGUUCAUUGAAUUUGGCCGAGGUGCUGCGCUUCCUACAACACCGGAAGAGACGAGUCCGUCAUCGGUACCACGCGAUGGCCGAAGGGCAGCGGGAACAGGACCCAGUGGUAGGCCAGCUCGCCCGAGGCGUGGUCUGUCUCUCGAUAGACUACUACCUGCUGCCGUGCGCCCGCCUAUACCGCAUGCCGCCACCGUCGAAGCACCCCGCCGCCCACGCCGCGAUCGCCCUCCCCUUCGUCGCUCAAUCCGUCUCGAGGACGACGAUGCCGCCGCUGAGGAACGUCGGCGCGUCUUCGUCCACGGGCCACGUGCGCCUUCCUUUGACGAAGGUGACGCCAGCGACGAGCAUGAGGAGUGCGAGUGCAUCCGACGUUCACUCGAACGGUCCGGUCCCUCCGCCGAAACGGCCGAUGACACUGAUCACGAACCGGAGCUCGCCGUUUCACCUCCAUCCGUGGAGCCGGCACCGCCGGAACCACGACCCGUUUCUUCGGAUCGAGCGCUCACUGACCGCCGAGAGGCAGCGCUAACGCCCCGUGCGCCAUUCCGUGCCCAUUCACAAGGUGUUUUUGAGCGCCGAUUACCGAGGAUUUAUAAAUUUGGUCUUAUGGAUAAAUCUAAGCGCGCAAGUUCUAGUGCACUCUAUGAGCGAGCCGACCGCUCACCAACUGAGGCAUUUUAUAACGCAACCGGUUCGACAAGGUUGAGUUCCCAAGAACUUUUUGAAAAAUUCUGCUCGGAAGAUUUUACAUCUUUAUACGGACGAGAAGAUGAUCGACGUCGUCGACCGCCGCACUCAAAGUCGACCGGGAGUAGUGGAUCAGACGUAAGACACGAACGUACAUGUUGCCGACGAAUUCCCUGCGGCUCACAACCAGCGCUGACUCGUCGCCAUGCAUGUCAUGCAGUACGGUCUGACCGCUCAACAGACUCUGAAGAAUUAUCUCCACAUCGCUCUGCUCCUCGACCGAUACCACUGGACUCUGAGCUACCUCCGGAUGACUGCUCUCGAUCUGCACCACUACUCAGUCCUGACCGAUUUGAAGCUCGUUUUACAUUUGAUAUAUCAGAACGCAGCGAAGUGACGUCAAAUCGAGACGAAACCCCAUCCGAUGCUACAGAAACUCGCAAUCUGACACUCUAUGAAGAACCGCAUUCAGAUCGCACGAGUUUAUGUGAGCUUUAUGAUGCUGCAUUUUCAUCGCAUCGGCCGUCAUUCCGACGUGAUAGCUCAAGACGACGAGGUCACAUCGAUUUGAGUACACUCGAUUUCCGAGCGAUAGACGACGAGAGCCCGCAUACCAGUCGUAGAACUUCCCAGCGAAGCGUCGAUGAUACUCUAAGACAGAAUUCUGAAUCACGCAGCUGGGCCUCAGAUUCCGUGUUCACUACACCUGAACGACGUUUGCCGCCAGAUACUUCAUCGCCGUCUUCAGUCGAUACUCGAAAACUGGCAGUAGCAUUAGAUUCACCGAGAGCCGAUUCCACGGCCGCCGAUUCAACUCUCGCAGAUACAACAGUUAUCGAAGAAGAGGUGCCCAGUGUUAUAGAACGUACUGAAUAUGCUCUAGCGUUAAGCCUCGGUCGAAUAGAUUUAGACGAUGAUAUUCCAUCGGAACGUGCUGCAUCGACGCCAGCAGAGAGCAUUCGACUUUCGAGUCGACCGUCGAUGCAUAAGUUAGAACCGAUCGAACCAGCUCGGUUAUGCGGUGGUGGCAGUGACGGUGACGCGAACAGUGUGCGCUCGAGUGCACGGCGCCGGGGAGCCAGCGAGCCUCCGCGGCGAUCCGCACGGUGCUUCCCACUCUGA